CACACUCAAUCAUCGUGUAUGUUUGAGGCUUCGUGGAGAUCGUGUGAGAGAGAAAGCAGUUGAAAUGGAAAGGCAAAAGGGCGAUGAUUUUCAUUGUUCCUCUCGCCCCGGAGAGCAGACAGAAAGCAGAAAUGAGCCGCUUGCUAUGACCCAACCAUUAGCAUCCAAAAAGCCCAUCGAAAAGCAACACAACCGGCUGACAGGCAGCUCACCACUGCUCCAGAUGGCUUGUUGGUGGUAGCUAAGGACAGGAGGAGAGUAGCCCCAUACCUCGUCAGCAACAGUAGCGCUUCUGUACAGUCGAGUCGUGCACCUACUUGCUGCUGCUGCUCCUGCAUUAUUGCUUCCUUCCCUAACGUGCCUAGCUGUGCGCCCAUCUCCUCCUCCUAAUCACUCACGACUCACCUCGCUGCUUGCCUCCCUCUGGUUCUCCCCUCCAAACCAAACACACAACAAAACCCCACCUCCAGCUCCCGCCUGUUGGAUUUGAUACUUCCCCAUUCGAUUCCAUUCCACUCUGCCAAGGUUCCUACCAGCUGCCAUUUCUCCGGUUCUUCUUCUUGCCAUGACCAACACUGUGUGAUCUGAUCCGGGCGUGCCGGCCCUCACCAAGUCACCAUUGCUCCUGCACUGAUUCCUCGACCCGCCGCAAGAAGCGGAGGAGGGAUGGAGGGGAGGCCGACGCGGCGGCGCGGUACCGGCACCAGCCCCGGACGCAACAAGGUCUGGGUCGAGCCGCCGGGCAAGAGCAACAACCAAACCCUGGCGCGGUCGCCGCCUCCGCCCCCAGCACCGGCCGCGGCAAAGAGGGUGGCGGUGGUGUACUACCUCUGCCGCAACCGCCAUCUGGAGCACCCCCACUUCAUCGAGGUGCCGCUCGCCUCCCCGGAGGAAGGUCUCUACCUGCGAGAUGUGAUUAACCGCCUCAACGUGCUGCGGGGGAAGGGCAUGGCCGCCAUGUACUCCUGGUCCUGCAAAAGCAGGAGCUACAAGAACGGCUUCGUGUGGCACGACUUGUCCGACGAAGAUCUGGUGCUCCCUGCGCAGGGCAACGAGUACAUCCUCAAGGGCUCCGAGCUCCUUGACCGCUCGCCGCAGCCAGAUCGGCAGCAGAAUGGUGUUGGCAACCCAAAGGUUGAGAGUCUCAAGCAACCGAAGGAAGAGUCCCCUCAGUCGCGGGGUUCGCAAGAAGGAUGCUCGUCGUCAUCAUCUCCGUCUGCCGUUGUCAAAGAGGUCUCACCUCUGCCUCCUACUCCACGGCCGCAGCAACAGGCACAAUCGGCAUUGCUGCCGUCGUCAUCUGCUUCCACCAACCGCGAGGAUGAGCAAUGCCCGACUCCACAUUCAGGCUCAUCCGGAAACGUGUCUCCUGAACAGACAGGGAGAAAGGCUCCGUUAUCAGAGGCAAGCUCCCCAGGAUCUCUAGAGUAUAGAGUUUGCAAGCCCAUGGGAGCACAUGACGCGUCCACACAGACAGAUGAUACUGAGAGAAAUGUUCCUGAGAAGCACACUCGCAUGGCUGGGGUAUCUACAGAAGAUAGUACAUCCGAUGCUGAGAUUCAAGAAUGUCAUCAAAGGAACUCACCAAAGGGGCCUGAAAUUGUUCAAGAAUCGCCACAGGGGUGUUUGUUCGAUGCUUCUCCAGGUGGCAGAGUUGAGACCUUGGAGUCCCUGAUAAGAGCGGAAGCCAGUAGGAGAAGUGGCUUUAAGACACUGGAAGAGGAACAUAUGUAUGGCCCAAUGGGUGUGAAACUCAAACCAGCCAAUUUGCUAAUGCAGUUGAUCACCUGUGGGUCUAUUUCUGUGAAAGAUCACCGAGGCUUUGGGUUCAUCCCAACAUACAGGCCUCGGUUUACACAAGUUGAGUUCCCUUCGCCAGUGUUCUCUACACCUAUGGGAUUGCGGCACCUUGAUAAAAUGCCCUGUAAUGCAAGAACGAUUGGAAUGAGAGCUCCAGAGUCUGAAUAUUUCAGUGGGAGCUUGGUCGAGACCAAGAAACAGGACGAGUCCGGGAAAGGAAUGGGCACACUCAAACGCUCAUCAUCUUUUGACGAGGAUAGAGUUUAUAGAGCAUCACACUGCAAAAGUGAUACAGAAAGCUCGGUUGAGUCGGGCAGUUUCAGAUGUCUCCCACAGACUAUCAAAAUCAUAUCAUGUAACCAAUCGAGAAGUGGAACAAUACUCUCCCCAACCUCUGAUGUCCGGAAUAGCUCUAGUCAACAAGAAUAUAGCACUAGAUCCUCGCCGCUGGGUUCAUCAAAAAGUGCAAGCAAUAGGAUGACUGAUCCAUCAGUGGGUAAACUGUCAUCCUCGAGAGUGGAGUCGUUCCACAAGGAAAAGGAUGUGAUCAAGAUUGAAGAAAGCUUCCUUCUGGAGCUCGGGUUAUAAUCCAAUCUGCACCUUUGUGUGAAGAAAGUGAUGACAGCACUGAAUCACUGUAAGGAUCUGUGUUACAUAUAUUUUCCUUUUUAUUUUUUAUUUUGCUGUGAGCAAUCUUAAUUGGAGUUUGUGUGUGUGUGUCAUAGCUUUUGGAGUAGCAUCAAGUUAUUCAUUUUGUGACCUGUGUGAAUGUGGUAGUCAGUCAACGAUUUCUCACACCUUGAAGAAGAGAAGAAUUUAUUUU
Molecule: messenger RNA, 2623 nt
Organism: Phragmites australis (common reed)
Lineage: Eukaryota; Viridiplantae; Streptophyta; Magnoliopsida; Poales; Poaceae
Product: protein SOSEKI 3-like
Exons: 7
Coding region: 667-2388 (573 amino acids)
Source: RefSeq, a predicted model, not a curated record